Molecule: messenger RNA, 1119 nt
Organism: Fulvia fulva
Lineage: Eukaryota; Fungi; Ascomycota; Dothideomycetes; Mycosphaerellales; Mycosphaerellaceae
Product: Nicotinamide mononucleotide adenylyltransferase
Exons: 1
Coding region: 1-1119 (372 amino acids)
Cellular component (GO): cytoplasm; nucleus
Molecular function (GO): ATP hydrolysis activity; nicotinamide-nucleotide adenylyltransferase activity
Source: RefSeq, a predicted model, not a curated record
AUGACUUCACUCCCACGAUGCGACAAGAACAUGACUGAACAAGACGAUCCUCCUACUGGUGGUUUCGCAAAGCUCUCCAUCCAGGACGAAGAUGGCAACGAUCGAGGCAUCUUCUUCCACGGCCAGAAUCUCGACAUAAACUUCAACGCAAUCCUCAAACCACGAAAUGUGACCAUGACCGAAACGAUACCAGACAUGUCUAUCUACCGCCAAUUACUACCGGAGCUGGCCUCCUCCUUGAAGACUUUCCAGAACUCUGGAUCUAAAUUCAAAGUCCUGAAAACAGUUCUACCAAGCUCCGCAACACCACAGGACCCACGGCCGAUACCUGCCAAGCCUGAAGAACAAGGAACCCUCUUCAUCCUAGACUCCUCGGUCAAUCCACCCUCCAUAGCCCACAGAACUCUGGCCCAGAAAGUCCUCGAGAAGUCGUCCCUAGAACACCACCCAGCGCGAAGAAGACUCCUUCUCCUCUUUGCAGUAAUGAACGCAGACAAAGCCCCAUCCCCAGCAUCCUUCGAGCACCGGCUCACAAUGAUGACAAUCUUUGCUCGGGACUUACUGGACUCUGUCUCCUCUUCUAUGAAUCACAUUGCGAUGCCUGUCGACAUUGGAGUCACCACCCAACCCUUCUACACCGACAAAUCCGCCGCCAUCGAAACCGAGGGACGGGAAUGGUACCCCGAAGGACCCAAACACAUCCAUCUCAUCGGCUUCGAUACUCUGACCCGCUUCUUCGGCGCAAAGUACUACCGCGAGAAAUUCGACCCACCAUUCUCUGCCCUGGAUCCUUAUUUUGAUCAUGGUCACAAGCUUCGCGUCACGCUGCGGCCAGGCGAUGUAGCGGGGGAAUAUGGUAGGGUUGAGAAGCAGAAAGCGUUUCAUGAGAAUCUUGCGAACGGCGGGAUGGAAGCUGAGGGAGGAAAGAGGGAAUGGGCGAAACAGGUUGAGUUGGUGGAGCCAGUGGGUGAUGAGGGUGUGAGUAGUACGAAGAUCAGGAAGGCGGCGAACGCAGAGGAUUGGAAGGAGGUGAGGAGAUUGUGUACGCCUGGAGUGGCGGAGUGGGUGAAGACGGAAGGGUUUUAUAAGGAAGAUUCGAGGGGAGCUAAGAUGGCUUGA